AUGGUUGGACAUGGGUAUAAAAUAAAUGGUUUCAAAAGUUUAUUGCCCAAUUCCAUUGCGAAUUUCUCCACCACAAUCACUUGGUUAACUCUAGAUGGCAACUAUGUAUUGGGUAGCAUACCUCUUGGUAUUGGAAACAUUGUAAAUUUGCGUACACUCUAUUUAAGUACCAACAUGCUCGUUGGUAGUAUUCCUGAUUCCAUUGGAAAACUCUUCAACUUGGAAAAGUUGCUACUUCUAACAAAUAACAUCUCUGGAGAAAUUCCAUCAUCUAUUGGAAACAUUACUCGGCUUGGUAUUCUUGACUUAUCAAUAAAUAUGAUAGAGGGAACCAUACCAGUUUCUUUAGGUCAUUGCACAAAUCUAAGGGAAUUUCAUCUCGGAGACAACCACCUCACUGGAGAUAUACCUCAAGAAAUCUUUGGUCUUUCUUCUCUUACUAUUCUAAUCUUGAGUCAAAAUUACCUAACGGGAUUCCUACUACAAGAAGUGGGUAACUCAAAAAAUCUUGAAAGAUUGGAAAUAUCAAAAAACAAACUAUUUGGAGAAAUCCCCGCUACUCUCAGCAAUUGUCAAGUUUUAGAAUUCCUCUACAUGAUGGCUAACCUUUUCGAAGGUACAAUUCCGGAAUCCUUCCAACAACUAAAAGGUCUUCAAGUUCUUGAUGUUUCUCACAAUAACUUGUCAAGACAAAUUCCAAGCUUUUUAAGUGAGUUACCUUUUUUACUAAACCUUAAUCUUUCUUACAAUAUGUUCGAUGGUGAAAUUCCAAAUGGAGGAGUUUUCAGAAACAUUGGUGCAUUCUCAAUUGUUGGAAAUAAAAAGCUCUGUGGAGGGAUUAAAGUAUUACAAUUGCCCGCAUGUCCUGCAAAAGACUUGAAGGAAAUGAGACAACCUUUUAAGUGGAUUCUCAAAUUCGGUGAAUUAACUGUUGCUGUGAAAGUACUCAAGCUUCAUGAAUGUGGAGCAAUCAAGAGUUUCAAAACAGAAUGUGAAGCACUGAAGAACAUUUGCCAUCACAAUCUAGUCAAGGUAAUCACAUCUUGCUCAAGCAUUGAUUUUAAAGGCAAUGAUUUUAAGGCAUUGGUCUUCGAGUUCAUGAAAAAUAGGAGUUUAGAGAAAUGGUUACAUCCAAUUAGUUUUUCAGAGCAACAUGACCCUAAUCACUUGACCUUUGUUCAAAGGCUAAAUAUUGCCAUUGAUGUGGCCUCUGCGUUGGAUUAUCUUCAUCAUCAUUGUGGAGUGGCUAUCGUUCAUUGCCAUUUAAAGCCAAGUAAUAUUCUUCUUGAUGAUAAUUUAUGUGCCCAUGUUGGUGAUUUUGGCCUCACAAGGAUUCUUUCAGCCACCACAGGUAUAUCCAAUCAUCAUCAAUCAAGUUCAAUUAGGAUUAGAGGAACAGUUGGAUAUGUUGCCCCAGGUAAUUGUCUAUAUUUAUUAUUCAUUCCAUUACAUUGA
Molecule: messenger RNA, 1455 nt
Organism: Camellia sinensis
Lineage: Eukaryota; Viridiplantae; Streptophyta; Magnoliopsida; Ericales; Theaceae
Source: RefSeq, a predicted model, not a curated record